This is a messenger RNA of Drosophila navojoa, 903 nucleotides long. RefSeq names its product osteopetrosis-associated transmembrane protein 1. The record is from RefSeq and is a predicted model, not a curated record. Gene Ontology annotation, cellular component: cytosol. Lineage: Eukaryota; Metazoa; Arthropoda; Insecta; Diptera; Drosophilidae.
AUGCGGGCUUUAUUUUCAAUUAUUAUUAUCAUUAUCUGCAUAAUUACGCCAGUUUUUUGCAAAACCUGUUCAAACCUUUUGAGUGAACUGGCCACGGCUCAAAUGGACUUCGUUUACUGCAACACAAAGCACGCGCUGCCCGUUAAGGACGAGCGCCUGUGCAUUGGUUGCAAAGUAAGAUUUGACGAGAUGUCAACAUGUUACAGUGAUCUGAUGAAAAACUGCUCCAAAAUUUACACAGACGCAGAUCGCCUGAAUAUCUUGACAAACACACAGAGUGUGCUACAGGGCCUCUGGGAUCGUGCCUAUUGCGAGGAGUGCUUCAAGAACAACAACUUCGAUAACUUUACAAGUUUGUAUGACGAUUUCUCAAGCUGCUUAGUGUUCCACUCAGAUAGCAAGUGCACCAACUGCCUGCUUAAUUAUAAAAACAUGAAUGAUUUUUACAAAAAUUUGGAUAAGGAGAGCAAUGGCAAAAUGUGCUUUGACAUGCAGGAUAUAAUGAAUAAAACGCGCGUCUUAUGGUCAAGGGAUCUGAAGUGCUGCAAGCGAGAAGUGAAGAUGUUCACAUUCCUGACGUCCGUCGUCGUUGUCGCUGUGCUGCCCAUUCUUCUCCUCUACAGCGGUGCCAUUGUGCUCACCAAGCGGCGAGAGGCCAAUCACGGGCUGCUCAACGAGCAGGAACCGGAACUGGAUGCACCGUCCACAUCUCAGCUCAUUACAGCUGCUGUGCUAUCAACUCCGACGGUGCCGCCAGCUGUUGAGGAUGCAAGGCUUAAUAAAAUAGCGAAGGUGUUAGCUACACGCGAUCUCGAUUUAUCGAGCGAUGAUGAACCAGUUCCACAUCCAAAACAAUGUAAGCAACUGUUGGGGAAUUCACCGCAAUAAGUUUUAAUGCACACA